Molecule: messenger RNA, 2076 nt
Organism: Exophiala bonariae
Lineage: Eukaryota; Fungi; Ascomycota; Eurotiomycetes; Chaetothyriales; Herpotrichiellaceae
Exons: 2
Coding region: 1-2076 (691 amino acids)
Cellular component (GO): cytosol
Molecular function (GO): FMN binding; flavin adenine dinucleotide binding; NADPH-hemoprotein reductase activity
Source: RefSeq, a predicted model, not a curated record
AUGGCUCAGGUCGAUACUCUAGAUAUCAUCGUCCUGGUGGUCCUUCUCAUUGGUAGCAUUGCCUACUUCACCAAAGGAACCUACUGGGGCGUCCCCAAGGACCCUUAUGCAAACUCUGCCCUCAAUGGCAGUGCUGCGAAGAAGGGUUCUCGAAACAUUGUGGAGAAAUUAGAAGAGACCGGCAAGAACUGUGUGAUAUUCUAUGGCUCUCAGACUGGUACUGCAGAGGACUAUGCUUCUCGUUUGGCUAAAGAGGGCCAUGCCCGCUUCGGUCUCAGUACCAUGACCGCCGAUUUGGAAGACUACGACUUUGAGAACCUCGACACUUUCCCCGACGACAAGAUCGCCUUCUUCGUCAUGGCCACCUAUGGCGAGGGCGAGCCCACCGAUAACGCGGUUGAGUUCUGGGAAUUCAUCAACAACGAUCCUCCUUCCUUCUCCGAAGCCAGCGAAGAAAAACCACUCUCAAAACUCAAGUAUGUUGCGUUUGGCCUGGGAAACAACACCUACGAGCACUACAACCUCAUGGUUCGCAACCUUGACAAGAUCCUUACAAACUUGGGUGCCGAGAGAAUUGGCACCGCUGGUGAGGGUGACGAUGGCGCUGGCACCAUGGAAGAGGACUUUCUCGCCUGGAAAGAGCCAAUGUGGACUGCCCUGGCUGAAAAGAUGGGUCUCGAGGAACGCGAGGCUGUCUACGAACCUGUGUUCAAUGUGGAAGAAAAGGAAGACUUGACCGUUGAGGAUGAUACCGUCUACCUUGGUGAGCCCAACAAGAAUCAUCUGGAGGGCACUCAAAAAGGUCCUUAUAACGCGCAUAAUCCUUUCAUUGCUCCCAUUGCCGAAUCGCGAGAAGUCUUUACUGUCAAGGACCGUAACUGUCUUCACGUCGAGAUCGACAUUUCAGGUUCGGGUAUGUCAUACACUACGGGUGAUCACAUCGCUGUCUGGCCCACCAAUGCUGGAAUGGAAGUCGACCGUUUCCUCAAGACCUUCGGCUUGGAAUCCAAACGCCAUACUGUCAUUAGCUUAAAGGGUAUUGACCCAACUGCAAAGGUCCCAUUCCCCACGCCGACCACCUAUGAUGCCGCCGUCCGCUAUCAUAUCGAGAUCUGUGCUCCUGUCUCACGUCAAUUCAUGGCGACUUUGGCUGCCUUUGCUCCAAACGAGGCGGCCAAGAAGGAGGCUACUCGACUAGGUUCAGAUGCCGACUACUUCAAGGAUAAGAUCUCGUCACAGAUGCUCAACAUUGCACAAGCCGUGUCCGCAGUCUACAGUGAGCCGUGGUCUGCUGUUCCUUUCUCCUGUCUCGUUGAAGGUCUGAACAAGUUGCAACCUCGCUAUUAUUCCAUCUCUUCCUCAUCGCUGGUUCAACCACAGAAGAUUUCGGUUACUGCGGUAGUCGAAUCUCUUCGCAUUCCUGGUGCUGGUCACGUCGUCAAAGGUGUAACCACAAAUUACCUCCUGGCUCUGAAGCAGAAGCAGAAUGGUGAACCAAAUCCAUCUCCUCAUGGUCUCACCUAUUCAAUCACGGGUCCACGCAACAAAUAUGACGGUAUACACGUACCUGUUCAUGUUCGUCAUUCCAACUUUAAAUUACCCUCGAAUCCAAGCAAGCCCAUCAUCAUGGUCGGACCCGGUACCGGUGUUGCUCCUUUCCGUGGAUUCGUUCAGGAGCGUGCGGAGCUUGCGAAGAAAGGCGAGGAUGUCGGUCACACAGUCCUUUUCUUCGGAUGCCGAAAGUCUUCAGAAGACUGGCUAUACAGAGACGAGUGGGAGGAAUACAAGAAAGCCCUCGGCGACAAGCUCACCAUUUUCAAUGCCUUCUCCCGAGAACAGGCACACAAGGUCUAUGUGCAGCAUCAUAUCAAAGAGAACGGAAAAUUGGUCAACGAUCUUCUACAACAAAAGGCCAACUUCUACGUUUGUGGUGAUGCGGCCCGUAUGGCUCGGGAGGUCAAUGAAGUUCUAGGGCAAAUCAUUGCUAAAGAACGAGGUAUUGAUGAAAAGAAAGCCGAACAAGUGGUCAAGAGCAUGCGCAGCAGUGGUGUCUACCAGGAAGAUGUUUGGUCAUAG